Messenger RNA from Poecilia latipinna (sailfin molly), 2155 nucleotides. RefSeq lists its product as uncharacterized. The annotation marks the transcript as partial. The transcript is spliced from 9 exons. Lineage: Eukaryota; Metazoa; Chordata; Actinopteri; Cyprinodontiformes; Poeciliidae. Gene Ontology annotation, biological process: regulation of apoptotic process. Gene Ontology annotation, molecular function: protein binding. The record is from RefSeq and is a predicted model, not a curated record.
AUUCCUGCAGUCUCACCUUUGACUCAAACACAGUUCACAGAAACCUGAAGCUGUCUGAUAACAGCAGAAAGGUGACCCGUGUGAGCACGGCUCAGUCAUACCCGGAUCAGCCAGACAGGUUUGACGGCCGGUGGCCUCAGCUGCUGUGCAGUGAAGGUCUGACUGGUCGCUGCUACUGGGAGGUGGAGUGGAGCGGAGUGGUUUACGUUUCAGUGAGCUACAGAGGGAUCAGCAGGAGGGGAUACAGAGACUGUGUGUUUGGCUGGAAUGACCAGUCCUGGAGUCUGAAAUGCUGCGAUCUUGGUGAUGGUUACUCUGUCUGGCACAAUAACAGAGGAAAACUCGCCGCCUCCUCUCACACUGACCCCGCCUCCUGUACCGUUGACUCCAGCCCCUCUAAUUCAGACUCUGACUCCUCUGACUCUGGCUUCGCCUCUAACAGAGUAGCAGUGUAUGUGGACUGUCCUGCUGGCAUCCUGUCCUUCUACAGAGUCUCCUCUGGCUCACUGAUCCACCUCCACACCUUCAGAACCACAUUCUCUGAACCCAUCUAUCCUGGGUUUGGGUUCUGGUUUCCUGGGUCCUCAGUGUCUUUCUGUCAAGAUUUAAAGCCCAAACUUUUGGAUAUGCAGAGAGGAUCUCCAUGCACAUCAUCCCAUUCUGUACUUUUUCAUGAUGACUCAGAGUUGGUCGAGGCUCCAUCAAGCUUCAGACCCGAAGUGGAAACUCACAAUUUGCAGGUUUCAUACAGGUUCCAAUGUCCAGGUCCGGGUGUGUUCGAGUGCACUUUGACUGGUCUGGUGUUUGUUGUGACCCAGCCGGCCAAACUGUGCUACAGGAUAAUCCAAUGGGACGAGAGCAUCCUUCAGCCAGCUGGGAAGACCCCUGCUGGGCCCCUGUACAGCAUCAGCUGUUCUCCUGAAGCAGUGUGUGGGCUCCACCUCCCACACUGCCAAACUACAAACAUGUUGCCCAGUGAAGGCCUGCUGUCUGUGGUUCAUGUUUCCUCUGAUGAUGGGCUGAACUUCCUGGAGCCGCUGAAGAUCACCGAGACUCAUGUUGUCGUGAGGGUCUCUGACCUUUCUGCGUUCGCUCUGGUCUGGGACUUCUUUAAGAGGUUCAUAGAGAGAAAGGAUCUGGUAUCAAGCCAAGUCCUGCUGUACCUCGGACCUCUGAACUCCAGAGCUCAGAACCAGAAGCUCUACGUGUUUCUGCUGCCCAGGAACAUCCCAAUGUACGAGGUCAGCAAAGGCCAGAGGGACUGUACGUUUGUCCGCUCCACUUCCAACUGCAAACUCAUCAAAGACCAGAGAUACAUCCUCACAUGUCCAAGAGCUUCACAGCACUAUAAAAUACAACCUAAGAGCGCAGAGUUUGACCUAAACUUUGGAAAUCAAUACCACCCAACAUUUGAGAUCCGUCUUCCCAUCGACACAGAGGGAGUGGUGAUAAUAAUCAAAGAUGAAGCAGACAUGGUGGUCUGGGAGUACGACGUCGAUCUAACAGAUCAUUCACAAGAUGACGUCUCAUCAAGUGUCACAGUCCAGUCAGAGGGUCCUGACCUCCAUGUUGACCUGCUGAACAUCCUGGAUGAGCUGAAUGUGGAAGAGUUCAGCAGGUUUAAGUGGUUCCUGAAGAACGGACCGCACAGCAGUGGCUUCAGAGUGAGAGAGUCUGCAGCGAGAGAGGAGGUGGUGGACCAGCUGCUGCAUCAGUACAGCCUUGAAGAAGUUCUUCAAGCUGUGAAGAGGACAUUACAGAGCAUCGGCAGGAACGAUCUGGUGGAGCGAUUGUGAAAACUCCAGUUACUCGUUUACCACACAGUCAUGUUCAUGAUUAUAUUUGUUUCAGCCAAUUUGAUGGUUUCUGUCUGCAGGAUGUGAGUUUACAUUUUAAAUGUCUUUGAAAUGUUGAGAUUAAUCUUUGAAAUUUUCUUGAAAGUCAGAAAUUUCCAUGUUUUUUGCUAGAAAUUUCCUGAGGUUUAUCUCAAAAUUUCUCAGUUUUCUCUUGCAAUUUUUUGACUUUUGGAACUCAGGAAUUUCCAUGUUUUUCUUGAACCAAUGGCAAAGGUUCAUCUUCUUGUCCAGAAAAUGAUUUCACACAAAUUUGAUUUAAUUUUGUUUUUAUAUCAAUAAAUAUUUUUGUGUACUUAUUG